Messenger RNA from Oncorhynchus tshawytscha (Chinook salmon), 5830 nucleotides. Its product is annotated as dual specificity tyrosine-phosphorylation-regulated kinase 4. Gene Ontology annotation, biological process: peptidyl-threonine phosphorylation; peptidyl-serine phosphorylation. Gene Ontology annotation, cellular component: nucleus. The transcript is spliced from 14 exons. Bases 3465 to 5396 code for a protein of 643 amino acids. The record is from RefSeq and is a predicted model, not a curated record. Gene Ontology annotation, molecular function: protein serine/threonine kinase activity; ATP binding; protein serine/threonine/tyrosine kinase activity. NCBI's taxonomy places the organism in Eukaryota, Metazoa, Chordata, Actinopteri, Salmoniformes, Salmonidae.
UGUUGUUAUACAGACUUCUCUGAUCAAAUGUCUAUUUAGGACUGCUGGCUGCAGCACGAUCUGCCACAAACUCUGGAACAUACUAUCAGAACUCAACUGGGGCUGAUGAUGAAAGUGAAGAAAAAAACAUGAGCAUUGCUUGAUUUAAAGCUUGCUUUCAUUGGUUCCUAUUGGACUCAAAAUAAACACCACAUUAUACAUUUUGUUUCAGGUAAAAUGCUCAUGACUGUACAUUGUUCCCAUAUGUGGUUGCAAACAGUGGCAGCUGAAAAUGGCCUGUUAGAGCACUAGCCCAUUGCCCUCGGCAGGGGGUGGAGGAGGUGACGUAAACCUGUCUUGGCUUACCUGGCUGACAUUGAGCCAGACUGCCUGUCUCAUCUCCAGCACCAUGGACAGCGGACAGGGGAACAGACAGUGCAGCUCACCCCACCCCACCACAUGGCGGAUGUGCCGACAGAUGGUUCAGAGUGGCAGACAAUGCAGACAGGUCGCUUACACCGUGUUCAGGGUUUAUGGGGAGUGAUAAGCCAAAGGCGUUGGGUGCUCUACAACAUGUUAUACAUGCUAUAUAGACAGUCCACUGAGCAGUCAUUUUAUACAUGACGAUGGACAUUUCUGUUGACUUGUCUGUGGUGUGUGUCCGGUGUUUUCCUGGUCUAAGUAUUUAGUUGGAAAUUGGAAAUGAAGCAUCUUCUAAUCCUGAAGGCUACAUUUUAUUCUUUAAAGUGCCCCCCCCCCCCAUUGUAUGUUGUGGAGUUAAAUCUCUCUUGCAGCACAAAGAAAAGCAAGUAUGUGCAUUCUCUGACCCCUUGUAGCUAAGUCAAAUAACCCACACAUUCCCAGAGGAAAGAACCUGAAAGGUAGCCCACUCUGUCAUUCACUUCCCGUUCCUCAGCCACCGCCUGCCUGAGGUGUCUGUCUGCCUGCCUGCCUGUCUGGGACAGUUGUGUCACCACCACUGCUCAGUCAAAAGGAUAGAGUUCACUCUGACCAGCAAGGUUAGACUGGUUCUGACCCCUGACAGACAGCACUGUUUAGGGUAAAGCCAGCAGCACCAUAUUAGUCUACUCAAGACAAUAUUUUGUCUAUCUGACUCUGUAUGCAGAUAGAAGCAGAUACAAUCUGUGUUAUAGUAUGAGUCCUUGGGAAAGGCCAGCUACACAGGCCAAGCCUGUCUGUCCCCGGCCUGUUCUGGGACAUGAAGAUGACAAGGUAAGACUCUAAACAGGGCUGAUUACUAAUGCCUGUUUUGUCUUUAUUUGGAUCAGCAGUGAAGAGGUGGUUGUUAUUGAAUGCUAUUUGUUAUUGUUGGAUUUACCUUGGAUUCGAUCAUAGAAAUUCAUACUGCAUGAAGGGCAUUUGGUUUGUGUGUGUGUGGAGGUCUUAACAAUAAAGAUGUAGGCUUGGCCACUGUGUUUUAGUUAUAUUGCUAUAGUUAACACUGCCUUGUGUGCUCUCAGAGUUGUGUUGCUAUUGAUGUCCACCACAGUGCUUAUGCUCCUAGCUCGGCUCCUUCCAGAGUGGUUUUCCUCUGUGGCAGUCAGUCUAGGGCAGGCUACUAAUGGCAUUUAGCCUGAUCUGGAUUAGACCAGUGGGUGGUCCCUCCAUACUCCUUAGCCUUAGAUACCUCCUACUACUAAAGUUAGAGAAUAAACACCCACCUACAACAACACAGGUCUACUGGUGCACUCCAUCAUGCUGCAGGAAAAACACACCUUUGUUUCCAUUAGAAAAUAAAAAGGGCUAUGUUUUACCUUUGUGCAAUUUUUCCCAGUUGAUCUAGUGUUAUAAGCCAAAAAAUAGUGUGGACAAUGACCCUUUGCCCAAUUACCUCAACUGUACUAUUGGGUAUAACUGCUACACUGCAUUAAGAAAACACUUUAGCCUAUAGCCAUGAACAGAUAAAGGCUGGAGGCUUACUAGUGAGGACUGGUUGUGACUGUAUGCGCAUCUUCAAUAUUAUGGACUGAAGCUGGAAAUCAUAUCACCAUGGAGACUGCAGCUUGUGUAAUGGCAAAAAAAAACAUAUAUGGAUGGUAUAUCAAAGGUGAGAGAAAUACACUGGGUAGCAAUGAAAAGAAAACAGGUAUUUUCUGUCAGCACUGAUAAAAACGUGUUAUGAAACGACCAGUUAUGUAGUCGUGUCUACCCCGAGAUGGCUGACCGUGCCGACGUAGGCUUCAGUAGAACAUACUGUACCACCCACUUCACGCUUGGGGUAUGUAGGAUGAAUCAUAUGAAGGUGGAGAUGGCUCUCCUCCACAUCUCAAAGGAUUCUCCACUCUGGAUGAGCUAGCACACGGUUUGCCUUGAUGUGUAAUUUCCUUUCAAUUAUAAGGUGUGUGUGUGUGUGUGUGUGUGUGUGUGUGUGUGUGUGUGUGUGUGCAUUCGUUUUUUACAGUACAAUUUUGAGAAGUGAGGGCAUGCCGGUCCUCACUUAUAAAAAGGCUGUUUUAGGCUAAGGUUUAGGGUUAGGAAAAAUAUGAUUUUAAAUGGCAAUCAAUUGUUGGUCCCCAAAAAAGUCCUUACAAGUAUAGUAAGACAUAGCUGUGUGUGUGAUUUAAAAACUGAUCCAAUGAUUAAGCAUUUGAUGAUUUAGUACUGUUUUUGACAAUUGCAUUUGUUGAACUAAAUAUCUUUACAAAUGUAAAGUUGUUGUGAAUCAUUAAAUAUUCGAUGUUUAAUGUGGUUAUUUCGAUGGUACCUUCGUGGGAGACUAAAGUGAAGUAGUAAUCAAUAACCUCAGAUGUGUGGUUGCUACUCAGCAGUGUUUCUCUGACUUUCAGUUCCCGGACAGUGAGUCUGACACGUGAGCAUUGAACCAGUGUGGGUGCAUCCCAUUCUCUACAGUAGGCCUGCACGAUGAGAUAAAAUACCGCGAAGACUGAACCCAAGGAUUUGGGGACUUAAGAAAAAGUGGUGUCAUACAGGGGCUAGAGAGAGGCGAUUUGUUGUUGUUUGAGCUUGGUCACAAACUAUCGAUGGAUUUUGUUUUGCUGGAGGAUUUGGCAAAUACUGUACAUGGUUCUAUAGGCUACCAGCAACAUAACGGGUUUACGCGCAAUGUUGAUUCUCAUGCUUGGAAAGUUAUGACUGAGGAGUCUGCGGAGUUGGACAGUUGAAUGAAUUGACAAGUAAUCUAUAUCGGGAGUCCACGGUGUCGCUUGUCGAUGUGAAAUAAACUGUGACCGUAGAAUACCCUAACAGGUGGCUCUCCGACGAUAUGCGCGUCAGGCUAACAACAGCGUGCACACUCGCCAUAAUCUUCGGCUGACAAAGCUUUUUCCAAUAUUACAGUCCGUUCAUUACUAUUCAGCAGCACUACUCUGCAAUUUCCACCGGGCCCCAACGUCGUUUUGAUGCGAAGCGGAAUAUUGGUUUCUGCGUUUACUCGGGAAUAAAAUUGAGCCUGGGAAUGUUUUCAAGCUGUGCGCUCACCUGGACCAAGUAGGAGUGAUUUAUCGAUGAUAAUUGGAAUUCACCCGGGUUAUAAAGCAAUGUUUCCAGAAAUUCAUAUCAAGGCAGGGAGGCCCGACACCUACUCCCAGCAACACAAACUCCAGCCUGAAUGCACACGCCUUGGGUCCAGCCGGGCCUACCAGCAGCAGCAGAACUGUGGCUCGGGCAAAGGCACUCUGCCUAAGCUGGAUGCUAAGCCCUUGGUUGUAAACAAUGCCAAGUACCAUCACCAGUCCGAAAGCAUCCUGCCCCACAUCACCAGCAAGGGGCUGCAAAACACUUGUGAUAGGCAGCUUUCAGGAACCAGGCACCAGGAAAGCUUCCAGGAAGACAGAUUACAGAGCUCCACAGUGGAGAGUCUGCCAGAGUCCAUCAACAGGAAGAACAAUCAGGAGCAGGAGAGGAAUAUUGAGGGACACAAUCUGCCCAUGUCUCCUGCAGAGGUCCUGAAGGCGUUCAAAGAUCGUCUGACGGAGCAUGAGCAGGAGGAGAUCAUGGACUACUCUGAGGUCUGGUACCUGGGCCUGGAUGCCAAGAAGAUGAAGGGUUCCCCCAGCCUGCCACACAACUCUGGCUACGACGAUGAGAGCGGAGGGUAUCUGAAGGUCGCGCAUGACCACAUAGGCUUCCGGUUUGAGGUGCUGGAGGUGAUCGGGAAAGGAUCCUUCGGACAGGUCCUGAAGUGCCUGGAUCACAAGACCACUGAACUUGUCGCCAUCAAGGUCAUUCGCAACAAGAAAAGGUUCCACCACCAGGCCAUGGUGGAGUUGAAGAUCCUGGAUGCGUUGAGAAGGAAGGACAGAGACAACCAACACAACGUCAUUCACAUGAAGGAGCACUUCUACUUCCGGAACCAUCUCUGCAUCUCCUUCGAGCUCCUGGGAGUGAACCUGUACGAACUCCUUAAGAAGAACAACUUCCAGGGCUUCAGCCAGAUCCUGGUGCGCCGCUUUGCCUACUCCCUCCUCAAGUGCCUGCAGAUGCUGCACAAAGAGAAGAUCAUCCACUGUGACCUAAAACCGGAAAACAUUCUUCUGUCACACAAAGGCCAAGGCAACAUCAAGGUCAUUGACUUUGGCUCCAGCUGCUACGAGCAGCAGAGAGUUUACACCUACAUCCAGAGCCGCUUCUACCGUUCCCCAGAGGUGCUCCUGGGCCAUCCCUACAGCAUGGCCAUCGACAUGUGGAGCUUUGGCUGCAUCCUGGCUGAGCUCCUCACUGGCUUCCCCCUCUUUCCUGGGGAGAGUGAGAUGGAGCAGAUUGCCUGCAUCAUGGAGGUACUGGGAAUGCCUCCAACUGAUUUCUUGUCAACAGCGACCAGGAAAAGGCAAUUUUUUGAUUCCAAGGGCAACCCCAGGAACAUCACCAACAGCAAGGGGAGAAAGAGACGGCUCAACUCCAAGGAUCUGGCCAGUGUCCUGAAGACCAACGAUCCUCUCUUUCUGGAUUUCAUCAAACGCUGUCUCACGUGGGACCCUAAGAAGCGCAUGACGCCCGACGAGGCCAUGCAGCAUGAGUGGAUCCAGGAGGCACGCUCCAGCAAGUUUCGGCCCAAGACCCGCACUGUGAGAAGGCCCAACGAGAGCCUCGGCAACGUGGAGAACAACAACAAGAUAGCGCAGAAUAUUUCCCACAAACCAGCCCUUAUCAACAGGAUAGUUGACAAGGCAUUCUCCAGCCCGUUCUCCAACGCCACAGACAGGCCCAAGAGAGAGAACUCUGUGAAGCCGGCGUCCGAUGAGCGCUUGCGACCAAUCGGGGCUUCGGCUGAGGGCCAGAUGGGCGAGGGCAGGACCAAGGGCACCAGGGCUGUUAGCAGCAGCAAGCAGGAGGUACCCAGGGAGAGAUCAGUCCACAUUGUCAUCAGGCCCCCGCUGGAGCACACUGCAGACAGUGACAGUCUGGAGCACCAGCAGGGCCUGUCCCCCAUCACAUAAAGGCCCCAGGGACAGAGGGCUUGAGGCUGGGAGGGGGUUGAGGGGAGGGGGGAUGCAUAGGUCACAUCAGGGUUAAUAUCAGAGGUCAAACGUAAGACACAUAUUAAUAACAUUAAAUGGGGGUCAUGGUUGGAGUAUAUCCUGUUUUGUAGAUGUAGUGGGUUAUCAAUUUGUUAUAUUUGUGCUACACUAUAUAAUUUAUUUCCUUGUCCAAUCACAUGUUUAGUGCUUGGACUCUGUCUAGCUGCAGGAGAUGUCUUUGGAACACAGUCUUUGGUGGGUCUUUUGGUAAUGAGCUGUGUAUCAGCAACAGUUUUUUUAUUUUUAUUUAUUUUGUAUUUUUUAUUUCACCUUUAUUUAACCAGGUAGGCCAGUUGAGAACAAGUUCUCAUUUGCAACUGCGACCUGGCCAAGAUAAAGCAUAGCAGUGUGAG